AAUAGCAGUGAGGGGAGGGACCGUCAUGACAACGGGCGUCGGCAGGAGUUUGAUGAUACAAAGUUCAGUGGACUUUACCUUGUCACGUUCAGCUCGUCUAUCGGAAAAUUAAGAAAUGGCAGAUCUUCAGGCUAAAUUUGAUACAGCAGCAGCUGAGGUGAAGCAGCUGAAAACAAAGCCGACAGAUGAAGAGAUGCUGCAGAUCUACUCUCUAUUCAAGCAGGCCACUGUGGGUGAUGUGAAUACAGCUCGUCCAGGGAUGUUUGACUUCACUGGUAAAGCUAAAUGGGACGCCUGGGAGAAGCAGAAAGGCAAGGGCAAAGAGGAUGCAAUGAACGAGUAUGUCAACCUAGUGGAGCAGUUGAAGGAGAAAGAUGGAGCAUAACACCACCUGAUGACCAUGCAAUGGCCGGACCAACUGCUGAAUGGACUGAAACUACCACCAGUAGUCUCUCAUCCUCAUGUUGUGAAAUGCCUUAAAACCCAGGAAGUGUGCCCUUACACAACAAAUGUGAAUUUCUGGUGGACUGGUAGCUGUCUCAAUUUAGCUAACCUAAAAAACUGAUAAUAAUAUCUGAUGUGUGAUCAGACACUGUCCUCCACCAGAGUACUAUAAUGUUCUAAUUAAUGAUUCCAACCAUGUUUAUCUGCACAGUGUCCAGUCAUUUCAAUACAAAAUAUUUCUACCCUUAA
Centropristis striata (black sea bass) is the source of this 693-nucleotide messenger RNA. Its product is annotated as acyl-CoA-binding protein-like. Bases 116 to 385 code for a protein of 89 amino acids. The transcript has 4 exons. The record is from RefSeq and is a predicted model, not a curated record. Gene Ontology annotation, biological process: fatty acid metabolic process. NCBI's taxonomy places the organism in Eukaryota, Metazoa, Chordata, Actinopteri, Perciformes, Serranidae. Gene Ontology annotation, molecular function: fatty-acyl-CoA binding.